Sus scrofa (pig) is the source of this 7954-nucleotide messenger RNA. Lineage: Eukaryota; Metazoa; Chordata; Mammalia; Artiodactyla; Suidae. The record is from RefSeq and is a predicted model, not a curated record.
AACCCGCCUCCAAGGACCUGUCCUAGGACAGAAAAGGGGAAUAGAAUUAAUUCUCUCUCCCCCUCUGCUAAGGAGGAACAAGAGGCGGUUCGUUCCAGCCUCAUCGCGUAAAAAUGUGACUCCAUCCUGAGCCCACUCAGAAAAAACCCUGCAACUUUCAGUCUCGUCAGACACUCAGGACUACAACCCCCAGAAGGCACCAGGGCUCAGCUAUUUGACUUGCGCAAUAGUGUUCGUUGUAAAGUGCUAUGACAACAGGACGGAGAAGGCUUGGAGUUAGGUAGGAGUGGGGAGGUGUCCCUUCCGCCGUUGCUGUCCUUUUCCUGCUACAUCCCAUUCGCUGCCUCUUUCAUCAUUUUCUCCUUUCUGUGAGCGGCAGAACUUUCCGUUGUUCUCGCCUGGUUGGUCUCUGCCAAGGGAUUGAUGCCGUUUUUCUUGCUUGUCUCAGGGAGUGACAGCGAAGGGAUGCAGGAGAGCUAUUUGGGGGGAGCCCUCCAACUCUGUGGAGCUGAUGGUGCUCUCUGGUGAGGCUCUCUUUUUGCCUGGGACGUGGAACAAGUUGGCGCAGGGGAACGUUAAGGAGUAGUAAGGGUUGCUUUUCUCUGAAUCCUCCGUUCUUACUCGUCCAUCCAGCCCUGGGAUCUUGGCAGACGUUUUUAAAGGGAAAUCAGUGGAAAGCGAGUUCGAAGAAAGGUGGGGGAGGACCCACCCGAUUCGGUAACAGAGUGAACAAAAAUGUCUUUAUUUAAAGCCCGUGAUUGGUGGUCUACUGUUUUGGGGGAAGAAGAAGAAUUUGAUCAAGGCUGUUUGUGUUUGGCUGAUGUUGACAAUACUGGAACUGGACAAGAUAAAAUAAUUGUAGGUAGCUUUAUGGGAUACCUAAGAAUCUAUAACCCUCAUCCUGUAAAAACAGGAGAUGGUGCUCAAGCUGAAGAUUUGCUUCUUGAGGUGCAUCUACGAGAUCCAAUACUGCAAGUGGAAGUAGGAAAAUUUGUUUCAGGUACUGAAAUGCUUCAUUUGGCUGUGUUGCAUUCUAGAAAACUGUGUGUCUACUCUGUCUCAGGAACCUUGGGUAAUGUGGAACAUGGGAACCAAUAUCAGAUCAAAUUGAUGUAUGAACAUAAUCUUCAGAGAACAGCCUGCAAUAUGACUUAUGGAUCAUUUGGUGGUGUAAAAGGUCGUGAUUUGAUUUGUAUCCAGUCUAUGGAUGGGAUGCUGAUGGUAUUUGAGCAGGAAAGCUAUGCUUUUGGAAGAUUUCUCCCUGGUUCUCUUUUACCUGGCCCUCUUGCCUACAGUUCCCGUACAGAUUCCUUCAUCACUGUUUCUUCCUGCAGACAAGUGGAAAGUUAUAAAUACCAAGUACUUGCUUUUGCAACGGAUGCAGAUAAAAGACAAGAGACUGAACAGCAAAAACUCGGUUCUGGAAAAAGACUAGUUGUGGAUUGGACUUUAAAUAUUGGAGAGCAAGCUCUUGAUAUAUGUAUUGUCUCUUUCAACCAGUCAGCAUCUUCUGUUUUUGUUCUUGGUGAGAGAAACUUUUUUUGCCUUAAGGAUAAUGGACAAAUCCGAUUCAUGAAGAAACUUGACUGUAGCCCAAGUUGUUUUCUCCCAUAUUGCUCAGUUUCCGAAGGAACAACAAAUACUUUGAUUGGAAACCAUAAUAACAUGUUGCAUAUUUAUCAAGAUGUAACGCUGAAGUGGGCCACUCAACUUCCUCACGUUCCUGUAGCAGUGAGAGUGGGCUGUUUACACGAUUUAAAGGGAGUGAUAGUCACUCUGAGUGAUAAUGGUCACUUGCAGUGUUCAUACCUGGGGACAGACCCUUCUUUGUUCCAAGCUCCAAAAGUUGAAUCUAGAGAACUAAACUAUGAUGAACUUGAUACAGAAUUGAAAGAACUUCAGAAAAUCAUCAAAGAUGUUAACAAGUCACAAGGUGUUUGGCCCAUUACUGAGAGAGAAGAUGACCUGAAAAUCUCUGCCAUGGUUUCUCCUAACUUUGAUUCAGUAUCUCAAGCUACUGAUGUUGAGGUGGGAGCUGACCUUGUCCCUUCAGUCACAGUGAAGGUUACACUGCAGAAUCGAGUGGGAUUGCAAAAGAUCAAAUUAUCGAUUUAUGUGCAGCCACCUUUAGUAUUGACUUGUGAUCAGUUCACCUUUGAAUUUAUGGCACCAGAGAUGACUAGAACAGUAAGCUUUUCUGUUUACCUGAAGGGAAGUUAUACACCAUCUGAAUUGGAAGGAAAUGCUGUUGUUUCUUAUUCCAGACCAACAGAUCGAAAUCCUGAUGGCAUUCCUCGAGUUAUCCAAUGUAAAUUUAGACUUCCCCUAAAAUUAAUCUGCUUACCAUGCCAGCCUUCAAAAACUGCAAGCCACAAACUAACUAUUGAUACCAACAAAUCUCCAGUCAGUCUUCUCAAUCUCUUUCCAGGCUUUGCUAGUCAGUCAGAAGAUGAUCAGGUGAAUGUAAUGGGCUUUCGCUUCUUAGGAGGUUCCCGAGUUACUCUUCUUGCUUCCAAAACCUCUCAACGAUAUCGUAUUCAGAGUGAACAGUUUGAGGAUCUUUGGCUCAUAACAAAUGAGCUUAUUAUUCGCCUUCAAGAAUAUUUUGAAAAACAGGGAAUCAAAGAUUUUGCAUGUUCUUUUUCUGGAUCUAUGCCCCUUCAGGAAUAUUUUGAGUUGAUCGAUCAUCAUUUUGAGUUGCGGAUAAAUGGUGAAAAAUUAGAGGAACUCUUAUCUGAAAGAGCUGUACAGUUUCGGGCCAUUCAACGUCGUCUGUUAACAAGAUUCAAAGAUAAAACACCUGCCCCCCUCCAACACCUGGAUACUUUGCUAGAUGGAACUUACAAGCAGGUGUAGAAUUUCUAUUUGUAUAAUGAAACUUAAAGUGGUGAUGGAUCAUAAGUAAUGCAAGAUAUGAAAGAAAUACACAUUUAUUGACCCUGUAUUAUAUACCUGGCACUUUGCUAGGCACGUUACAUGUUUUUUUUUUUUUUUUAAUAUGCAAUCUUCCAUGUUACUUAGCAUUUUGGUAUAUUAUUAUAUUCAAGAAGAAACUCGGGGCUCUCUGAGGUGGUUGUUAUAAUAUUCAUAGCUGGUAUUUAUAGAACACUCCUAAACACCAGCUGCUAUGCUAAGAGUAAAUUAUACUAAGAGUAAAUUAUAGUAGUAUAGUAUAGGAUAUUUUCUUAUUUUAUCCGCAUAACGACUCUAAGCAGUUCUGCUAUUAUCCUAUUUUAUGAAUAAGGAAACAAAGGACCAGAGAGGAAGUGACCCUGGGUCCUGUAAUUAGCAGAGUUAUGAUCUGAAUGCAGGUACACAUCUGUGACUUCAAUGUCAGGUCAUCCCCUCAACCCUUGAUUUAAGGUUUUAUGAAGAUAACAAUAUGUAGUGGCUUGAGCUAGGGUGACUAUGUAGUUAUAGUCCAAACUAGACAUUUUGAAGAGGAAAGAGGGGCAAUAUUAAAUAAUUGCACCAGGACAAUAGGAAUAUGCCCAGAUUGUCAUGCAAAAGCAGGUGUGUGGUCACGCAAUCAUGUACAAAUACAACACGCAAGUAAAUUCUAGGAUAGGUUGCAGUCAUGUUUGUACUACUGAUUUUUGACAGUUGUGGUUCUAGGGUAUUAUCGCCCAUUGAGUCAAUAUGUUGAAUUCAAAUAGUUUUAAGUGUUUCAGUGUGUUUUGAAAGUGUUUUAUUGCCAAGGUAGAUCCACCCUUAUUGAUAGUUCCAGUAGAGAGGAAAUGGAUUACUGCACAUCCUUUUCUCACACCUUGCUGUUUAAUGGGUCUCCAGAACUUAGUACAGCCCAAAGUAGAGGGAAAAUUUACAACAUUUUAAAAACAAAACAGGAGAGAAUUACUUCCCUCUCUCUUUCUCCACCCCUCAAAUUGAGGAACAUGAAUGACUUGGCUUUAUAGGGUCUACAUUCCUCAUCUAAAUGAAACCCAGCUGAGGAUGGAAAAUUGCAACACUAUCUUGUCUUCCCAGUGUCAACUGAAAAAGGAUAAAAUACUUAAACUUUGCUUUCCUUGACAUCAUUUUCAGUGGGAGUUAAAACAAAGAGAGAAUAGUAUUUAAUGUACAGAUAGAUCUAUAAUAACUAUGGUAGUUUUCUUGUUGUGGCUUAUACAUAGUUGUUUAAUUAGCCUCUAUAGAGUAUUACAGCGGUUUUCAAUUGAUUUUUCUCUUUGGCACUACUUACUAGAUUUUUUUGAUAUCACUGUUGGGCUAGCCUUGUAAAUACUUUUUGUGCAUUUUUUCUAUACUGAUGUCUUUUUUAUUUUUUAUUUUAUUUUAUUUUAUUUUUUGUCUUUUCUAGGGCCGCACCCAUGGCAUAUGGAAGUUCCCAGGCUAGGGGUCUAAUCAGAGCUGUAGCUGCCGUCCUACGCCACAGCCACAGCAACACCACAUUCGAGCCGCAUCUACGACCUACACCACAGCUCAUGGCAACGCUGGAUCCUUAACCCACUGAGCGAGGCCAGGGAUCAAACCCGAAACUAGGUUCCUAGUCUGAUUCGUUAACCACUGAGCCACAACGGGAACUCCCUGAUGUCUUUUUUAAAGAGUGUAUUUUGUCAAAUGAUCCCACUGUCAAAUAAUGUUAUCUUCUGGAGAUUAACCAUACAUUUUAGCAUGUUAAAGACUGAGAGGAAUGCUGGAAAUCACUUGCUCACUUUGUUCAGCCCAGCAUUUCCCACAUUUAGAUAGCAAGUGCCCCUACGCACUGCCCCCCUCUUUGAUGGAGCAUGUCUUAACUUUCUACAGAACAUUAGAGGUAUACUUUGGAAUCCGCUGGCUUGUGUGUAUUUUUCCUUUUAAAAAAUACUCCCUUAUUUGUUGUUAUAUCUCCUUUUCUGUCUUAAUUUUUUGUCACCAUCACCUCUCUACUUUUUUUUUUUUUUUUGAGUGGUUUUGCCUUGGGAUUUUAAAAAAUUCAACCAGAACUAUUUCUAUAUUUAUUUAUCAAACUUACUCUAAUUCCUUAUACUUUGAAUCUCUUAAUCUUUUUUUUUCCUGCCUAUUCUGGUGUGUUUUGUUCUUUUUCCAAACUUCUUACUUGAAUACUUCCAUAGUUUAUUUUAAUUCUUUUAGAACACAGAAAGCACUUAAGGCUAUGAAUUUGUCUUUGACUACAGCUUUGCCAACAUACACAUUUAAGUGUAGUGAUAACGCAGUAUAGCCUGAUGAAAACACUAUAGGCUUAGGAGGUAACCUCUAUUAGAAUCCUGCCACUUAUUUCAUGACCUUGAGCCUCAGUUUAUAUUACUGUAAAAUGGAACUGUGAAUACUUGGCUUAGCUUUCAGGUUUACUGGAAAAAAGUAGUUAAAUUUUAUCUGUAGAGUUCAUAGCAUGAUACUUGGAUGGUAGAUUGUUGGCCAAUGGGUACCUAUCUUUUUUUUUUAAUGGGUACCUAUCUUUAUUAUUUUUAUGAUUUUACAAAUACUCUCUAAUUGCAAUUUUGAUUUCCCUUUGACACGGUAGUUGUACAGCAGAUGUUUAGGAGAGUCAUUUUACUUGCCAAAUAAUAAGAUUAAAAACGUAUUAGGAGUUCCUGUUGUAGCUCAGUGAUAAUGAACCUGACUAGGAUCCAUGAGGACACGGGUUUGAUCCCUGGCCUUGCUCAGUGGGUUAUGGAUCUGGUGUUGCUGUGGCUGUGGCCGGCAGGUGCACCUUGGAUUCGACCCCUAGCCUGGAACUUCCAUAUGCCUUGGGUGCAGCCCUAAAGAGACACAAAAUAAAAAAAUAAAAUGGAUAAAUAAAAACAUUAAAUAGUUUAUUGUUUUAUAAGCUUAUUGGGCCAUUGUGGUCUUUAGAAUUUUGCACAGCUAAACCUAUAUAGGCAAAGGAUAGAUCUGGGUUUUGGUGGAGAUUUUUUUGAAGGUCCAGCUCUCUCUGCUUAACCUGGCUUUCCUGUUCAGAGCCAGAGCUUCAUGGUUAGUAGAAAUUACUUCUGAUGCUGGUAGAUAGUUUGCAGAUAUCUUUACUUUGUGCUGCUUUGUAACUGGGCUUUUUUGUAUGUGCUGUCAAGAAGAUUAACAUUGAAAUAGAAGAAAAGAGCAAAUCGGAGUUCCUUUCAUGGUGCAGUGGAAACGAAUCCAACUAGGAGCCAUGAGGUUGUGGGUUCAAUCCCUGGCCUCGCUCAGUGUAUUAAGGAUCCGGUGUUGCCAUGAGCUGUGGUGUAAGUUGCAGACGUGGCUCGGAUCUGGUGUUGCUGUGGCUGUAGCGUAGGCUGGUGGCUAGAGCUCCAAUUAGACCCCUAGCCUGGGAACUUCCAUAUGCCGAGAGUGUGGCCCUGAAAAAGACAAGACAAAAAAAAAAAAGCACAAAUCAAGUACUGCAUGCUAACUACUGUGUCAAACAGAAAGCUCCUUAUAUUAUAUUUGUUCUGAUAAAGAUGCCAAAGAAAAAGUAUAUUGUAAUAUUUCCAAGAAACUCAUUCCAGUUUUUCCGCCACUUGAGGAAGGAUUUUUUUCUUAAAUUAUUCUUAAAAAUCUUUAUUUUGCAGUGUAAUUCCAUUAUGAUGUGAUUUUAUAAAUCUUCUGUUUCUUUUUUGAUAAGCCUAGAGGGUUCCAUGGAAACUUGGCUGAUAUCAAUCAGAUUCAAGUAUUCUUUUUGGCCAUUAUGUUAGAGUAUUAAACUAAGGUGGCUUUGUUUCUUUUCUUUCUUGUUUUAGCAGAAAAAUGCUCUUGGAAAAUCAUAUUUGUAUAUUUUAUUAUUUAAAAUAGAAUCAUUUGAAAUAAAAAUAAUAUCAUUUUAAUUGUGCCUAUAGGAGAGUUAUUAUUAAUAUUUAAGCAAAUUUUUAUGAUAAAUGUGCUUUUCCUUUUUCCCAAGGUAUUUUCCCCCAUUUAUAUCACAUGUGAAACAUUAGGCUUUAUAUGAGUUUCCCCUAUAAGAUUUUAGAGUUAAGAAGACAUUUAUCUGCUGUGUCCUCUCUCCUUCACUUUCUCUUAAGGCACUGAUAUAUUUUAUAAUCCAGACCUUCAGUUGAAAAGGAACUGACAUAUAUGUGAAUAAGGGAGAGCUUAUGCAUUCCUUGAGACAUAUUCCAUUAAUCACCUAGCUACUUUACCAAGGAGACUGAAAACUGUGAAUCAUUUCCUCCAGUGCUACAUGCUAAAAAAUCCUUGACUUAGGAAUAAGGAUAAUGUGUGCUACAAUUAACUCUUUUAUAUCUGUUUCAUUUGUUCUUUGUUUUAACAUAUGGCAUAUAGUUUUAUAUGAACUGCAGAGGCAGACAAUUAAAAUUUUGCAUUUCCUAGCAUCAAGACAAGUCUUUUAUUGAUGGGUACUCAUAGUUACACGAAAACAUAUGUAUAUUAAUCAAUAAUUUAUCUUUAGUGACAGUCAUCUGUGUAGUGUCUUUCCUAUGAUACAUCAUUGGUAGAACACAGUUUGGCAGUGAGGAGGCAACUGUUAUUAUUGAUUUUGCAUUCCUUUGGCAGAGUUGUAUCAGUUCUCCUAUACCCUAAUCCAGUAGAGAUAUUAAAUGGAUUGCUAUACUGUACUUGCAUUUGAAAUUUCUUCCUCUGUUUUUACUCUGAGUAUUUAUUUUCCAUCAGCUUGUAACAUUGUAGCAUUGAUUGGUUCAAGUAAUGUAUUAUUCAUGCCAUUCUGGUUUCAUUCCAUUAGUGGUAUCAGCAUUAGUAUUCAGUCUAAAGAGAUAAAAUUAUGUCAAGGGCUCUCUGGAUCGGCUUGUCCCAUUUUCCUUUUGUUUCACAUUCAUAGAAGAGACUUCUUUUGUAUAGUAGACCUUUUCAUUUUAUUGGUGCCAAUUGAAAUGAUAUAAAAAGCUAAUAUGAGGCUGAUGUAAAUGUGCCUUCCUAAAUAAUUGUUUAGUUUACAAAUAUUCAUUGUACCAAAUUUGGAAAAUUUGGAAACAUAUAAAAGGGAAAAUAAAAUCAUCCAUAAUUUCAUCACCCUUUCACAUCUUUUUUUAAUUUUCCCACUGCACAGCAA